CCUCCUCCUCCUCCUCUUCCAUUGUAUAAUGCUUCGUGAUCGCCGCAGCCAGAGGAGAGAGGAGGCUUAAAUCCUCCUCCCGGAGCUGCAUUUACCUCCCCACCCCAUUCCACCUCCUCCAUCCCACCGACAGCCCCCUCCCCCGGGCGAGAAGAGCGACAUAUGGAGCGGGUGGAAGAUUAGGGAGUGUGCAGAAGCAGUGGCGGCGGCGGCGGCGGGAGCAGGAGCAGCCCCUGAUGCUUUAGUUCUCAGGAGGAACUGCAUGUGAUAUAUGUUGGGGAAAGGAGGAAAGCGGAAGUUUGAUGAGCAUGAAGAUGGGCUGGAAGGCAAAGUGGUCUCUCCUACCGAUGGUCCAUCUAAGGUCUCUUACACCUUACAGCGCCAGACUAUCUUCAACAUUUCCCUUAUGAAACUUUAUAACCACAGGCCAUUAACAGAGCCAAGCCUGCAAAAGACAGUUCUAAUUAACAACAUGCUGAGGCGAAUUCAGGAGGAACUCAAACAGGAAGGCAGCUUGAGGCCUGUGUUCAUCACCACUUCACAGCCUACAGACCCUCUGGGAGACAGCUUCCGAGAGGUUCAGCCUACCUUUAGCCAUCUGGCCUCUCCGCCAGUCCACCCCAUGGACUCAGCAGGCACUACACCACUGGAGUCUUGCCUCACCCCUGCCUCUCUGCUUGAAGAUGACACUUUUUGCACUUCCCAGACUAUCCCACAAGAUGGUCCUACAAAACUACCACCUCCAGCUAUCCAACCAGUAAAGGACAGUUUCUCCUCGGCCUUGGAUGAAAUUGAGGAGCUCUGUCCAUCAUCUACCUCCGCUGAGGCAGUAGUAGCUGCAGCAACAGCAGAAACGACGCCAUCAGAAAACUCCAAGGAGAAUUCCAGUGCACCCAGUGUUCAGAAGCCUGAGGGAGUCCAGGAGAGCAGAAUAAACGAAUCUAAACUAAUGGACUCUUUACCUGGUAAUUUUGAAAUCACGACAUCUACAGGUUUUCUUACAGACUUGACCUUGGAUGAUAUUCUCUUUGCUGACAUUGACACGUCUAUGUAUGAUUUUGAUCCUUGCACAUCUUCUACCGGAGCCACCUCAAAAAUGGCUCCUGUCUCUGCAGAUGACCUCCUAAAAACUCUGGCUCCUUACAGCAACCAGCCAGUAACCCCCAGUCAGCCUUUCAAAAUGGACCUUACAGAACUGGAUCAUAUCAUGGAGGUGCUUGUUGGGUCUUAAAAAGUAUAGCAACUUUUUAAAAUGUACCAGUAUACACACUUGGUAGUAUUUUCACACCAUCCCCCUCCUUACAGAUCUACACAGAUGGACGGAUGGACACACACACACACACACACACACACACAUACCACUGUGCAUGCGUCUUUGCUUGUCUUUUUUUUUUUAAGAUCACACUAGUUUUUGCCUCAAGCAGAGUUGGAGUGCCUUCAUCCACGUACAACCACUUUUAAUGUGAUUUUGAAAGUGGUUCCUCAAGGGAGACCUGAAAUCCUGAUAUAGGAAAGAAAAAUGCAUAUUGUAAACAAUAUUAGUAUGUUUGACAAAAAAAAUGAAUGGUAAAAGCUAAGCACAAGGAUUAUGUUGGGGAAAAGCUGUACAUUGCAUGUGCAUAUUUAUCUAUUUUUUCUAUAAGUUUUAUUGCAAGAGGUUAAAAUAUUAUUUAGAUAAUUGCAGUACCUUUUUGGCAUUUUAGCCCUGCCUAGAUUGACUUUAGCAAUUCAGCCUUUUUAGAGGUAUUCACGAUUCCUCUUUAAAUGUUGCAUUUACAUGGCUCUUUAGAAACGGCUACCCAAAUUUAUUUUAUAUUUUUGUACAGAUUCUGCAAUUUAUGAUAUUGAGGGGUCUUUUCUUAAAAAAAGAAAAAGAAAAAAACCAAAAUGCUGUUUAUACUUAGUACAAAAGAGAAAAAAAAAAGGAAAUAGCUAUUUUGGUAGGAUUUGCUCACCCAGUUCCUGCAUCCACCUUCUGAGGUACAAGAACUGCUUGUAGUUUUAUACGGACUUGUAGUGUUUUAUACCCAUCUAAUGGUGCAAAGAGAAAUUCCGAUCAAAUCAGUCUGCAGCUGGCCUCCCUGAAUCCAGACAAACGUGCUUGAAGGAAAAGGCCAAGGGCUCUUCCCUGAAAUGUUUCACAAAUAUUUACUCCCUGCUGCCUACUACUGUGAUUAAGAAAACUCUUAGAGCCAUGUAUAUUCCAACAGUGAUGUCAAAACAGUUGGCAGGAAAAUAGCUGUGAAACUUCAUUCUGAUUAAACUGUUUCUUCCCCCACAUCCCACAAUGAUCAAGACUUUUUUUUUAACUGAAUUUUUUUUUGGGUUGGGGGGGAUGCAUAUAUUGAAGAACAGACUCCAGCCACAAUCCAACAAAGUUGAGUGCCCUUGCACUUAUUGGGCCCUGUGUUCUUGCUUCCUGCAUGGCAGGCAAGAUGUGCUUGGGGCAAGACACACACCCCCUCCUGUGAGUACAGCUCCCCUCCCCAGAGAGGGAGCCUAGAAUCCAGGUUGGAGAAAUCAGUGGCCUUCUGUGCUCUUUUCUCUUUAUUGAGUUGCAACCGUUGUGUUCUUCGCACCUAGUGUUACCAUGUCAUGACUCAGUUACCAUUGGAUUUAAAUGUAGAGCUAACUACAGGGCAGGUGUAGCAGUUCGUCUUUGUUCCGCUUUGCUUUCCAUUUUAACAAAAACCCAUUUCCUUUUGGCUGCACAUGAACUGGGCUUACUUGAAAGUACGUUUCAUUGAAGUCAGUGGAGCUUCCUUUCAAGAAAAGGUGUUCAGGUGAGGGGGAAAAUGCACCCCCCCUUCAUCAUGUCAUGCAAAUAUGCCAUAGUCCUUUGCUUUAGUCUUAUGAAUACCCUUGUCCUUUUCUUGGGACAUUAUCGUUCUUCACUGUGUCGACAAGUGUGCUGAAACAAAGAAGGCACCUUCAGUAUUAACUGCAGCAAAAAUCAUCUCUUAGCGGCACUGGAUGGACUUGUGCAGAAAUGUCCAUUGCUGCCAGAACUGGAGCUGAUCAUGUUACGAACACUUUGGUAUGUUUUCCAGGGUUGGUUUCUUGACUCAACUGUGUUACCUGCUUUACACUUUAUAAGGCCUGUUUUACAAUGUAUGGACAACUGCAAUUCUCUAUGCAUGUUUCCUUCCCAACGCAGUCUUCUCGUUGCUAUACCCAUUGCCGUUUUUUCCCUAUGUAUUCAUUGUGAUGUACAUUUAUUUUAAAGAAAACUUGCAAUGUUAAUCAUGCCUGUUGCUGAAAUUGCUAUGGCAUAUUAAUUUUAAAUGGUACUUAAUUGAGUGCAGGUUACAAACUAUAUUGUUGAUAUGCAUAUGGCUUCUUUAGGAAUAACUUUUAUAUUUAUUUAAGAAAUUUUAAAUUAUGUUUUAUGUAAUUUGGCAAUAUUCAGUCAGUUCUGCUCACUUCUUGUCAUGGAUAAAAAAAAUUUGGGGUCUUGACUGCCUUUAGGAAGGUAGUUUUACAAAACUGGCACUUUAGAACAUGCCAUGUCUAUUUAUUUGAAAUAUAUUUAAUGUAUUACGUGUAAUGCAUCCAUAGCUUCUUAUUCUUCCAUAAACCAACUUGUCCAUUAGAGAACUGCUGUCUCAACCAAAAAUGUCACGCAUAAUGGUCAGUGAAAUCCUAAUCAGCCAGCUUUUAAUAUCCUGAAAACCGUAACUCAUAUAAAUAAAUGUGGUCAUGAAACAACUGUUAAAAGUUCUCCUUCUACAGGGACACUUUUGUCCAUCGUUGGUGUGGUGGGGGGAUGUAGGGACAAAAUGCCACAAAUUGUAGCAACUAAUUUAGGGGGCAAGCCUUUUGGGGCAGGGAUCUGUUCUAAGUUUUUUUUGGGGGGGUGAGGGGGAAGGAAUAUGUGUGCAGCUGGUACUGUACAAGACAUAGUUAUAAAACAGGCCAUCAUGUAGAAAUCUUAGGGUGGUGCUGUCUUCCCAAUAAUUUUAAAAAACUGACCCUGUACCUGAGCUAGAUAGUUGCAGUUCAUCCAUGGUCUGCAAGGGGAAAAUAAAUAGAACAAGCUCAUCUCCAAAUUUUACCAGGCCUUCUCUGCCAGCUUUGCGAGAGGUGGUUUUGGCAUGCUGCCAGCCAGGCGGCUAGCACAGCUGUGGGCACAGGAUACUACAGGGUAGUGAGAUGCAGUGCGAGGGAAGAGUAAGCGCAGCACAGCAGUAGCCCACAUUUGUUUUUUGCUGCCAGGUUUCUUUGGUUUCACCUAAAUUCUGUACAAGCUACAAGGAUUGCUGAGGAGGGGGAAAUAACAGUAUAAGCAAACAGGUGCAUCCAUUAAAAUCGGAUUUUACACUUAACUUAGAAACAAGUGUCCUUUGGACUUCCUAGCUGAGCAUUUAAAUAAGGACCAUACAUUGGGCAAGAGUUCAAAUGAACACCAUUUUAGAGUAAAGCAGCAAUUUGGUUUUUCCGACACCAGCUUUGCCACGCGAAGUAAAUCUGCUUGAAACUUUGCAGCUAAAGCCUGUUGUCUUAAAAUAGUGGUUCCCAACCUUGGGUCACCUUAGUGUUCUUGGACUGCAGCUCCCAGAAACCCAGGCCAGCAAAGCUAGUGGCAAAGGCUUCUGGGUGUUGUAGUCCCAAGAACACUUUGGUGACCCAAGGUUGGGAACUGCUUGUCUUGGGACAUUGUCUGCAUCACGUAAGCCAGUGGUCCUCAACCUUGGGCCUCCAGAUAUUCUUGGACUUCAACUCCCAGAAAUCCUGGCCAGCAGAGGUGCUGGUGAAGGCUUCUGGGAGUCAUAGUCCAAGAACAUCUGGAGACCCAAGGUUGGGGACCACUAACGUAAGCGGUAGUUGUAGUAGACAGAGGAACUGCUCAGUAGGAUAGUGUCCCGAAAUGAUCAAUGCUUUGCAUUUUUUUUAAUUGAUAUCAUUCUCUCAUCUCCCUGGCAUGGCCCAACAUCUUGAAGGUUCUAAAUGGAAGAGAAAAUUCACCCUCUCACCCCUGGAAAAGCAAACAAACAUCUAAGUUGGGGAAACCAUAUUGACACUCAUGUGCAAUGAAGUGACAAGAAGAGAGCAGAAUUAAAAAGACCUUUUUUUUGAAUUUGAAGUGAUUUUUUUUCAAUUUUGUUUUUCAUAAGUUAUUUAUUCCUUUUUAUUUUUCUUUUGUACAUAUAUUUAUUUUAUUGUGACGCUAACAACAUCUGGAUUGUAACAUGUACAGAAUGUAUGGUAGGAAUGUAUUCUCUUGUAGGAAUGUAAAUCCAUACAAGAGGGGGACGAAAGGUUUGGAGAUUAUUAACUGGGUUCUAUUCAGGAUACAUGUCGUCAGCAGGACCGCACCCCACCCUCCACAUUUUUGCUUUUCUCUACUUUGAGUAGAUCUGGUUGGAUAGAAUUAUGCAAAAAAGUUUAUAAACUUAGUUCUAAAAAUUGAGCUGUUUUGUAUUGUUGGUUACUUUUUUAAAAAGACAGAUUCUCUUUCAGUCUGACAAAAAUAGCCUUGCUGUCAAGGAGACUUUGUCCCAAAGUUUUCACCCAUGUGCAGUGCAAGCCUAUAUAUAGUGAAUAUAUGUAUGUCUACUGUGAGGCAAGUCCCACUAGAUUCGGUGGGUCUUUCGGUCAACUGUGUCUAGGAUGGCAGCCUUGGAGACUUAAAGCUGUCUGUUCUCUCACUGGUAGCUUGAAUGGGCUGGAUGUCCUUGAGUAGUCUUUAUCAGGGGCACCUAAGUAGGUUUCCUGAUAAAAACAACCCCGCCCCACCCCUAUCCAUGCAAGCGAAGUGGAGUACCAAUUUCAUAACAAGGAGUCAUGGCAGGGCCUGGUUUUUGUUGCUAAUUGGAGCACUGCAGGGCAUGUGAGUAGGAUUCAGGCCAACUUUCAAAACCACGCCAACAAGCCCUUCAUCACCAUAAACAAGCUGAUGUACAUAUAAAAGCAAACCAUACACAGCAAUCAUCACCCAUUGUCAAAAGUGGCCUGUGAGGUAGAAGGGGAGCUAUGGUUCUGCUUGUAGGUCCCGGGCUUACGGUCCCUCUUGCCAAAAGUAUUUUUGAAGUACAAAAAUGACUCUCUUCAUUCCUGGAUGUCCCCCGAAACUGUGAUUUUGGAUUAGAAAAACUUGCAAAUCUCUCUUGCUGUUUUUGUCUCUCUUCUUCCCCUCCCCCAUCCCCCAAUUGAGAUAGAGAAUGGAUCUUCACUAAUUUCUAGUUUUGAUAGAAGGAGGGAUUUUCAACCCUGGUGCAUCUCUAAGGGUGUUUUGCAGUGGAAAACUGACCCCACACCACCACUUGCCCCACCCCUAUAGUAAGAGGUGGCUGCACCAUUUUUUUGCUACCAUUUCUCAAAUUGAUUUACAGCUGGGGAGCAGGGGGAGCCAUCAUAACCAACCAGUAAAGUGGUAUUUUUCCCCCUCCAUGUACAAGCCAGCCAUGUAAUUCACCUUCCUCUCCCUGUUUUUGUGGGGGAGAUUGACCACAUCAACCUGCCUCCAAAAUGUACAGUUUCGAAGUGCUAGUGCCUUUCCCUUGAAAAGAUUUAAACCCUGUAGGUGGAACAGAGGGGCUGGUCUUUAGAGAGAGGCAUAACACUGAUCAACUCUCUGGCAAGUUUAGGGUGCCCUGUGUAUGUGCACCCAUUUCUGGCAUGCUGACAAAGGAGCUCUCAGCAAAAAAUGUGCAGCGGAAGCCAGGAGAGCCGAGGGAAUUGCCAUCACAGAAUGGACUCCUCCUUCUGUCAUCUACGUCCUGGACCCAUGUAAACUGAAGAAGGGCAAAACUUUUUAUGAGUAAGAAAGAAAGAACGGUGAAUAAAAGCCCUUUGAGUAAGCACCUACAAAUAUGACAGGAUUUGUCUUCCUAUUUUCCCUUUUCAAAGGAAUUUUCUAAUUUGAACAUAGUCGGUGAGGUUUUUUUGGCAUGGAGGCCAAACGGGACAAACUCUCUAAGGGUUAAUAAAAGCAUGCUUCACGGCAGGAAGUGCUGAGAAACAGGUGUGCUUUUUGGAAGUAGGUUUUAUAUUGGCUUGAUCAUCAUCAACCGUUUUUCAUUUUUGAAAGGUUACUUGACAAAAGGUGGCAGACUCUUGGUGGAACACUUGGGUAAGAGAGAAGAGAGGCUUUUCUCAGGGAAGCGGAUACGGGGUGGGCUGGGGCUGGAGCUAAGAAUCAGAUAGUUCUGAGGGUCCUCCCUGAAUGGCAGCUUUUGGAGGGCUGCUGGGGAAGGCAGGACGUUUGGACAUGUACAUAAAAUCAAGAUGGCUUGUAGAGAGAAUGUGCCCCGAUCUGUAGGACCAUCAGUGCCCUUGGAGCAAGCCGCCCUUCCCUUUGUCAGAGCAGAAGGUCUAUCUCUGCUUAAAGGUGAAAGGAUUUCCUGGUGCAAAAAGCAGAGAAUACAGUCCUCUGCUGUGCUUGGGCAUCCCUGACGAGUGAGGAUUCCAUGUGCCAGUGCAUGGUGUAGUUGAGCAUCCUGUUUUCAUCAGUGCAUGGAGAACGCAGAAAAUGGUCGCCUCAGCCAUUGCCUCUCCUGGCUCUGGUUGCUUCCAUCUGCAGGAAGCUGCAAAAAAA
Messenger RNA from Pogona vitticeps (central bearded dragon), 7537 nucleotides. It is a transcript of the gene SERTAD2, whose product is annotated as SERTA domain containing 2. Gene Ontology annotation, cellular component: nucleus. Gene Ontology annotation, molecular function: transcription regulator activity. Lineage: Eukaryota; Metazoa; Chordata; Lepidosauria; Squamata; Agamidae. The record is from RefSeq and is a predicted model, not a curated record.